This is a messenger RNA of Amborella trichopoda, 1016 nucleotides long. RefSeq names its product Small nuclear ribonucleoprotein family protein (gene LSM3B). Lineage: Eukaryota; Viridiplantae; Streptophyta; Magnoliopsida; Amborellales; Amborellaceae. Gene Ontology annotation, molecular function: RNA binding. The record is from RefSeq and is a predicted model, not a curated record. Gene Ontology annotation, biological process: mRNA splicing, via spliceosome.
AAGAGAGAGGGAAGGCGGCAAACCACCAAGCUUCGUGUUCGGAAGAGAGAGAAACGUCGAACCUCUCUUCCAGUUCAUGCUGACCUAGAAAUAGAGAGAGUGCGCUCUGCUGUCUAGAGAGCGAGGAGAGAGAGGAUGGCGGCUGCUGCUGGAGAAGAGGAGAGCGCAGUGAAGGAACCAUUGGACCUCAUAAGGCUCAGCCUUGAUGAGCGCAUCUACGUCAAGCUCCGCUCUGAGAGAGAGCUUCGAGGCAAACUACAUGCUUAUGAUCAACACUUGAACAUGAUUUUGGGGGAUGUUGAUGAAGUCAUCACCACUUUGGAAAUUGAUGACGAAACAUAUGAAGAGAUAGUUAGGACUACAAAGCGGUUUGUGAAGUUUCUUUUUGUAAGAGGAGAUGGUGUUAUACUAGUGUCGCCGCCACUGAGGACAAUAUGAUGAGCAAGGUUGUCAUGAUAAACUAGGUUCGAUUCGAGUCCCUGACAUGGCCAACAAAUGAAUGGUGAAAGGAAACCGUGGUGAGGAUCAUCAGUUGUAUAUUUCCUUCUGAAUUCAUUAGGAGACAAUAAUUCUCCAUAAAGUCAUUAUAAUUUCAGCUGAGUGCAUGGAGAAUUGGGAAUGGCUCCAGGGAUUUGAGUCCUACAAGAUACCUGUAGGACACCGAUCUCCACGGUUGGUGGUCUACCAUGUACAGUGGGAUGAUCCGGAACUUUGCUUUGACAAACUAUGGGCUUUUGAUGGUAUUAUGGAUCAAUUUUCAUCUGCAUAGGCCAUCAAAAGUGGAGAUUUAAGGUCGCACAGAUUCUGUCUAGGUCGUGAGUUUGGACGAGGUUGCCCACGAUGUAGUGCGAUAUAAUUGCAGAAUAGUUGUGUUCAUGGAACUGCUUCGAAAAUUUUGUAGUGCUUGGUUGACGGGCAUGGUUUCAUAUUUCUAGUAUUUCUUAUUUUAUUGGGGUGAAGUUUUUGUGUGGCCACUGAAUCACAAACUUUGAUAAAUCCGUCUGGGCCUUCUGUUA